This is a messenger RNA of Colletotrichum chrysophilum, 1095 nucleotides long. RefSeq lists its product as uncharacterized. Gene Ontology annotation, molecular function: carbohydrate:proton symporter activity. The transcript has 4 exons. The record is from RefSeq and is a predicted model, not a curated record. Lineage: Eukaryota; Fungi; Ascomycota; Sordariomycetes; Glomerellales; Glomerellaceae. Gene Ontology annotation, biological process: transmembrane transport; carbohydrate transport. Gene Ontology annotation, cellular component: membrane. Bases 1 to 1095 code for a protein of 364 amino acids.
AUGGCCCACCCAGCGUGGAGAGGAACCAUUACGGGUGUAUACAACUGCACUUGGUAUGUCGGCUCGAUCAUCGCCUCUUGGACCGUUUACGGAUGUUCAUACAUCGAACAUGACGGUGGCUGGCGUAUCCCGAUCUGGAUUCAGAUGGUGACUUCUGGCAUCAUUUGCGUCGGCGUCUUCUUCAUCCCCGAGUCUCCUCGAUGGCUAAUGGCAAACGACAAGCAUGAACAAGCCGCCAAGAUCCUUGCGACCUACCACGGCGAGGGCUCCAUGGAUCACCCUAUCGUGCAGCUCCAGCUCAAGGAAAUGGCACAGCAGAUCCGGACCGACGCGUCUGACAAGAAGUGGUGGGACUACAGCGAGCUUUGGAACACCCACUCGGCUCGUCGCAGACUCAUUUGCGUCUUGGGCAUGGCUGUUUUUGGACAGGUGUCUGGCAACUCGCUGAGCUCCUACUACAUGACCGCUCUGCUAGAGAACGCCGGAAUCGACGACGAGAAGAAGGUUUUGGCAUUGAACGCCAUCAACCCCAUUCUGUGCUUUGGAGCUGCCCUUGCUGGAGCCCGUAUGACGGAUGUCGUCGGUCGCCGGCCCCUCUUGAUCUACUCCAUAAUCUUCUGCUCGUUCUGCUUCGCCAUCAUCACUGGAACCUCGAAGCUUGCCACGGAGGACGCCAGCAACGAGGCAGCUGCCAACACCACGAUCGCCUUCAUUUACAUCUUUGGAAUCGUUUUCAGUUUCGGCUGGACACCGCUCCAGAGCAUGUACAUUGCCGAAACCCUCAACACGGCCACCCGUGCCAAGGGCACUGCCGUCGGCAACUUUGCCAGUGCCGUCGGAAGCACCAUCAUCCAGUACGCCAGUGGACCCGCGUUCCUCAACAUCAAGUACUACUUUUACAUUGUGUUCAUUGUCUGGGACUUGUUCGAGGCCGUGUUCAUUUACUUCUUCUUCCCCGAGACCAAGGACCGUACUCUGGAGGAAUUGGAGGAGGUUUUCAGUGCUCCCAACCCUGUCAAGAAGAGUUUGGAGAAGCGGUCCGCACAGACCGUGUUGAACACCAUGAACGUGGACGAGAAGUUGGCCGGUGUCUGA